GAGGUCCAGAUAGAUAAGCAAUUGGAAGCCGGCCUUCGUGUCACCGUGCGCCUGGGGAAAAAGCAGAACGCAGAGAACAAAACGCAGAAGGGUGUUGUCGUAUCGUCACAAAAUCCCCGCACCGUCUCUGGCUUUUACUGGGGCUACAGCGUCCGAUUAGCUUCGUGUCUGAGCGCCGUCUUUGCCGAAUCCCCUUUUAAGGAUGGCUACGAUCUCUCCAUUGGAACCUCGGAGCGUGGAUCCUCUGUAGAUGAAGCCGCUCUACCUGCCUUCAGCCAUGCUUUAAUCGUCUUCGGGGGCGUGCAGGGUGUUGAAACCGGAGUGGAUGCAGAUCCCAACCUGGACGUCAGCGAUCCCGGCACCUUGUUUGAUUUGUAUUUGAAUACCUGUCCGGGGCAAGGAAGCCGCACCAUCAGGACAGAGGAAGCCCUCCUGGUCUCGCUCUCGGCACUGAGGCCCAAGAUCGACGCAGCGGCUAUGAAAGGACGAAGUGGGAACUGAGUGACCGAUGAAGGAACCAAACGUCAAGGAAAGCGGCUUUGGUUACGGGUUCGGAUUCCCCCUUGGGUGGGGGAACAAAUUUGGAAGGACCAGCCCAGCUGCCCUUAAAUGCAGCAUCUUGGGGCACCCUGGGAGGGGGUGUCGAGAUGGUGCCCCCUCCCCCCUCUAUGAACCACUGGGGUUUAAGAACAAAUUUCUUAAAUUUGGCAACUUGACAAGGACUUCAACUCCCAGAAUUCUGCAGCUCCUUCAGACCCCCUUCGAAGAGAGGAGGGGGCCACACUGCAUGUGAUUUAUGUUGGUGUGUUUUUUCAAGUUAUUUAUAACAAUGGGGGGGGGGUUGGGGGGGCUGCAACCGCCUCGCUUAUCAAAGCAGUGACUGCAGUGACUAAUGAAUUGAAAUACGAAAUGGAAAGAUUAGUGGGAUGGAUAGUGAACUUGAUUGUGAUGUUAAAACAAGAGAGUUGUAAAUGUAACGAUGACUGCAUAAAUGUUGCAAUCUGGAACCACGUUGCUCACGCGAAGAGAUGUGUA
Notechis scutatus (mainland tiger snake) is the source of this 1035-nucleotide messenger RNA. NCBI's taxonomy places the organism in Eukaryota, Metazoa, Chordata, Lepidosauria, Squamata, Elapidae. The record is from RefSeq and is a predicted model, not a curated record.